Messenger RNA from Betta splendens (Siamese fighting fish), 2087 nucleotides. RefSeq names its product C-X-C chemokine receptor type 1-like. Lineage: Eukaryota; Metazoa; Chordata; Actinopteri; Anabantiformes; Osphronemidae. Gene Ontology annotation, biological process: immune response; G protein-coupled receptor signaling pathway. Gene Ontology annotation, cellular component: membrane. Gene Ontology annotation, molecular function: G protein-coupled receptor activity. The record is from RefSeq and is a predicted model, not a curated record. Bases 153 to 1256 code for a protein of 367 amino acids. The transcript has 3 exons.
AACAGAGCGCAUGUAAGUCACACUGUAACGCAGCAUGUGCAUUUCAGCCAUUAGCAGAUACUCAGCGUUUUCCGGUCCCGAGUAGCGAGCCGUGGUUUUGCUCGUCCGCCUUUCCCCGUCACAGCCGCGGUUUCGUUUUAAAGUAGAAGACCAUGGAUGUGGAUGUUGGAGGAUUUCUCACACAGAACACCACCUAUGACUACUCUGACUAUGAGUAUGAGUAUAAAGAUGAUCUUAAUCCGAAAGGACUCCGCAUUAUGUCCGUGUUGAUACCGGUUCUCUACUCCGUGGUGCUGCUGGUCGGCCUUCUGGGGAAUGCCUUGCUCCUGUUUGCUCUGGGUCUCAGAAGGAAACACUGGAGGAUAUCGGACAUCUUUGUUCUCAAUUUGGCCAUUUCCGACGCCCUGCUGCUUGGGACGCUGCCUUUUUGGGCCGCACAGGCAGCUCAACAGUCUGGAUGGUGCUUUGGGGCCGCUCUCUGCAAGAUCUGUGGAGCUAUUUUCAAUAUGAACUUCUACUGUGGGAUCUUGCUGCUGUGUUGCAUCAGUCUGUAUCACUAUCUGUCCAUCAUCCACUCUGUGCAGCUCCCAGUACAUCACUCGCACAGGGAACCCAUGUUGGUGCAUGCCAGCUGCCUGGCGGUCUGGCUCGUCUCCCUGCUCCUCACAAUCCCUGACUGGAUUUUCUUAGAGCCUACGGAACCUACGACGCAAACCAAACCACUGUGUGUUCACACAUACACUACAUCAUCUGCUAACUGGCAGCUGGGGCCACGCCUGCUCCACCACGUACUGGGUUUACUGGUGCCCACGGCCACACUGGUCGUCUGCUGUUCCGGCAUCCUUCUACGGCUGCACUUUAAAAACCUCAAGCAGCAGAGAGCGGUGACCCUCCUGCUCCUGGCCGGGGUCUUCUUUGUGUUUUGGCUACCAUACAACGUCACGCUGAUGGUGGACACCUACAGGAGCAGCUCCAAGGACUCUCAGCGCAGUUCAUUUAAAGCUCUGCCGGCCACGUUUGCUCUGGCCUGCGUUCAUGCCUGUCUCAGGCCUGUGAUCUACGUGUUCCUUAGUGGAAACUUCAGGAAGUGGACGCUGGCGGUACUGAGGUGCGAAGCCGCUGACGAAUCGAAGGGUGAAGUUAGAAGUUCCUUGUGGGAGUUGGGUGUGAGAGAGAAGGCCCUGCCUGCUCAGAACCACGAGUUAGAAAAUCUGAAGCAAACGACUGGAGCGGAGCAGCCAGUGCAGUCGGCGUAGUGCAAUCAUCCAGUGAUGACUGGACAAGAAUACCCCACUGUGACUCACAAGACACCUGAGUAAAGGCUUACAUCACAGUGGAAUUGAACCUGAAGCCUUGUGAUGGGAUCAUGGGAGCCGGAACAAGUCAUUUUUAUAUUAAAAAGAUUCCCGGGAAUUUCAAAGGAAGGUUUUAGUCACUAGUUUAUUUUUGUAAUUACCCCGUUGCACAAUUUUAGUUUCUCAUGUGAAAUUAUUAUUGAAUAAUAUAUUUAAUAUUUGUUGCGUGUUAAUGUUGCUAUUAGGAUCCAGAAUGUUUUUAUAAUCAUUUAUACGGUAUAUUUUUUAACCGUUACACAGUCGUGGUAAAGCUCUUUUAAGCUGUGGGGAAUUAAAGCUUUGGGAGUAUUAUUGUAUUUGUAGCAAAAUGAACUGUCCUGUUAACGUACAGUAUAAGAAGCCGUUUCACCUUUUAUUGUUUUAUAGUGUUUAUCUUAAGAACUGUAAAGUCCGAGGUUGCAGCAAAGCUGUGGAAAUCCCCCUUCAUAAGUCCCAGUCCUUCUGCUCAGCCCUCAGUGUUUCUGUGUUUGAACUGUUUGACACUGUAUGAUGCAAACAGGCAAUGGUGUCAUGAGUCAGGUGACGGGAGAGUAAGCGUCGAAACAAGGGACUGUUUGACAGACACAGGCCUGCUUUGUUUGGACUAUACAGUAGGAGGUGAACACAUGGAUGAAAAGGAAGAUGAGGAUCACAGCACUGUGUGUUGAGCACUAAUCUCAACCUACUUUUUAGGUCAAGUCAUAUUGUUGACAUUUACAUGUGAGCUGAAAUAAAAAGUUUUUCGGAAAAAUC